CGCGGCGCCGAGGGCAGCAGCUGUCACCUCAGAGGAGCUGCCAGCGCCCCCCGCCCCCUCCGCAGGGCGCGGGCCCUCGGUCCCCUGCGCUCCCAGCGCGGUCUAUUUAUAUCACCAGGCCCGCACAGGCCCAUAUUGGGCAGUGCCCGCUGGUCAAGCCCGCUAGCUGCCCCGCCCCGGCCAGCCUGGCCCGGUCCGCGCGGCCACAGGGCCAGGUCGCGGCGCCAUCCCUGCGGCCUCUGCGGAGCCAGUGGGGCCGUGCCUCAAGCCGGGGGUCAGCAGCUUGAGUGUUCCAGCACGUCUCUGUAGCUUUUUGAGUAAUCAGACAUGCAAAUAGCCCCGCAAGAAUCCAGCUACCUUUGAAGAAGACGUACUUAGAAACACUGAAAAGUGUAUCAUGGAGUGCAAGGCUGAGGGAAAAGAAAAAUACCAACAUAGUUUGAAUUUACUGAAUCAAGUUAAGAGCAUGAAAGAAUUAGCAGAAAUGAUCGAUGUCAUACUCAUAGCAGAGGGGGAGAAAUUUCCUUGCCACAGGCUAGUCCUGGCUGCCUUUAGUCCUUAUUUCAAAGCUAUGUUCACCUGUGGACUACUCGAAUGUACUCAAAGGGAAGUCAUACUUUAUGACAUCACAGCAGAAAGCGUGUCCGUGAUAUUGAAUUACAUGUACAAUGCAGCUUUAGAGAUUGAUAACGCCAAUGUUCAGACUGUCGCUAUGGCUGCCUAUUUUAUGCAGAUGGAAGAAAUCUUUAGUGUGUGUCAAAAAUAUAUGAUGGACCAUAUGGACGCCUCGAACUGUGUAGGUAUCUAUUAUUUUGCAAAGCAGAUUGGAGCUGAAGAUUUAUCUGAUCAAUCAAAGAAAUACUUGUAUCAGCACUUUGCUGAGGUGAGCUUACAUGAAGAAAUAUUAGAAAUCGAAGCACACCAAUUUCUGACACUUAUUAAAUCAGAUGACCUUAACAUAUCCAGGGAGGAGAGCAUUCUGGACUUAGUCCUGAGAUGGGUAAAUCAUAACCAAGAACUGCGCACAGAGCAUCUUGUUGAGCUUUUGAAGCAAGUCAGAUUGGAACUUAUAAACCCUUCUUUUUUAAGACAAGCCCUGAAAAGGAACACAAUGCUUCUGUGUGAUGCAGAUUGCAUUGACAUAAUUCAGAAUGCAUUCAAAGCCAUCAAGACACCCCAACAGCACUCUCUAAAUCUUCGUUAUGGCAUGGAGACUACUAGUCUUUUGCUUUGCAUUGGCAACAACUCUUCAGGAAUCAGGUCAAGACAUAGGAACUAUGGGGACACCAGUUUUUGUUAUGAUCCUGCUUCACGGAAGACCUAUUUUGUCUCGUCUCCCAAGUAUGGAGAGGGCUUGGGAACCGUGUGUGCUGGUGUGGUCCUGGAAAACAACACCAUAAUUGUGGCCGGAGAAGCAAGUGCCUCUAAACUCUCUAGACAAAAGAACAAGAAUGUUGAAAUCUAUAGGUAUCACGAUAAAGGAAACCAGUUUUGGGAAAAGUUAUGCACCGCUGAAUUUCGAGAGCUCUAUGCUCUGGGCAGUGUCCAUAAUGACCUCUAUGUUAUAGGAGGACAGAUGAAAGUUAAAAACCAGUAUCUCAUUACAAACUGUGUGGAUAAGUACUCUGUAGAACGGGAUAGUUGGAGAAGGGUGUCUCCUCUUCCACUGCAGUUGGCAUGCCAUGCCGUAGUAACCGUGAAUAAUAAACUUUAUGUGAUCGGAGGCUGGACCCCUCAGAUGGAUCUCCCUGAUGAAGAACCGGAUCGACUAAGCAACAGACUGUUGCAGUAUGACCCCAGCCAAGAUCAAUGGACAGAGCGGGCGCCCAUGAAGUUCUCUAAAUACCGAUUCAGUACAGCUGUAGUCAACAGUGAGAUUUAUGUUUUGGAGCACAGUCAGAUAAGAUUAAAUGGAAGUCCACUGACUUAUGGAAAACAAAAUUAUUUGUAUGGAAUUUUCAAGUCCCUUGGAAUUCGAGAACAAUAAUGAUACAUCUUUAUAUAUAGUAUCAAGUAAUAUUUUGAAGUGGGAAUAAGCCUUUGGCCACCUUUGGUUGAUGAAGUGUGUGUUUUAGCAACCAACUGUGAUUAUCUGUGCUAAUAGAGUAAGCCACCAUAGGUAAGACACACAUUAUGCCAGCCCUCUUCAUUUUGCCUCACCCACCAAAUUUCUGUAGAGGUGUUAUCAAAUAAUUCUCAUCUGAAUGUAUUUUUUUUCUUAUUUCUUAAAUAUGUGUGAUCUUGUGAAAGACUGGUUCAUUUCCACUCAAGUGGGUAAAAAUUCUAGAACAUCUCCUAUGCUUCCCUUAUCCUUCUUCACUUCUUAUUUUUUCCUCUUUUUUUUUAAAGAUUUUUUUUAUUUAUUUGAGAGAGAGAGAAUGAGAGAGAGCAAGCACAUGAGAGGGGGGAGGGUCAGAGGGAGAAGCAGACUCCCUGCCGAGCAGGGAGCCCGAUGCAGGACUCGAUCCCGGGACUCCAGGAUCAUGACCUGAGCCGAAGGCAGUCGCUUAACCAACUGAGCCAUCCAGGCGCCCUAUUUUUUCCUCUUUUAUUAAGUCCUUUGCUCUUCUAAGCACAUUUCAUGACCUCCUCUCCCUCUCCCACUGUCCUUGUCCUGUGUAGGAAAGGGUGAGACUGGGUCAAGGAGGCUGACCGGCUGGUAAACUGAUAAGGAUUCCAGUAUUCUCUACUUCAUCUCAUGCACACUGAUGACUAACUGGCAAAAACAUAGGGAAGGUGAUGGAUACCAAAAAGAAGGCAAAGAAAAAACUUGAGAUACGGGCUGAGAGCAAACCAGGCAUUUGAAUAGACUUUUUUUUUUGCUAAAGGGAAGCCAUUAUCUCUUGGUUGCCUGCACAGCAUGAAACAAAAUAAUUAAUGCACUCAAAUAUUAAUAGUUUUAUAAUUUUAAGAACAUUAUGCAACAUAAUUUAUGACUACCUCAGUGAUGAGACUCGUAAUUAUAAUUAAGUUUUUCCUCUGGAAAUAUAUUUGUUACUUGGUUAUAACCAUAUGCUGUGUCAUAGGCCCAGAAGAGACAAUAUCUAAACCAGGAUAGAUUGCUUAGGAUAGAUGUAUAACUCCAGGGAGGGAAGGGCUGAUCUCCUAAUUAUAUUAAAGUUGGAGGUAGUCAAAAGUGGGAUAAAAGUGAUUUAUCAACUGAACAAAAAUGAGAUUUCUGCCUAAUGUGGAGCCACAACUAGGCGAGAUGUAGGAUAAAAAUGUAAUGUUUUGUUUUUGGUAAGUUAUAUGGGGAAAAGCACCUUCAAGACAGCCUUUGGAGCUCACCCUUGUUGGCAUGAACAAAUGCCCACUAGAUGAAUGAAAGGAGGCAGAUGUUAAAGGAUCCGUAAGAACUGGGUAGGUGACAGAGAGAGAAGGGUACACCCAGGAAGGGAGAUGGUGCAGAGCGGCAGGGAAGAAGAUGAGGAGGAGAAAACUCAAGCCAAAGCUUGGCGGUGAGAGUGGAGAUAGUAAGAAUAGAAAAUGAAAGGAGAGUUAGUAAAUGAACCCACCAGGUGCAGGGAGCUGCAGGAGACAGAGUUUACAGGUAAACUGGGAGCCAGGUUACAAAGGACUAUAGUGGAAAACCAAGAGAAUAAUAGUAAGUAAUGAAAAACUAUGCAGAAGCAACAUGAUUACAUCAAAAACGAAUGGUGUAUUGUAUGGUGAUUAACAUAAUAAAAUAAAACAAAAUUAAAAAAUAUAUAUUUGGGGAGUAUUGGUGAGGUGAGGAUUAAAGAACAGAUCAAAGGUUCGAAGAGACUGAAAAUGGAGAGACCAGCCAGGAAGGCUUUUGUAGUAGCUUAGAAUAUAGUUUCUGGAUAUUCAGAACUGAGUCAUGAUUAAAUAAAACAAAGUUGUAAAAUCCCUACAAUGUAAGUGUUCAGACAUUAUUAUAACCACUGUGUUUUUGAGCCCCUUUGUGUUACAGAUACUUUGCUGAAUUCUUUGCAUAAAGAAAUUCAUUUAAUGGUCAUAAAAAACUGAUAAAGCAUUAACUUUUCUGUAUAACAGACUAGAUAUCUAGACUAAUCCACUGAAAAUGCCAAAAAAAAAAUGUUGGGAAAACAUUUUUAAAAUUUUUCUGAAGAGCUUCUAAGAUCUGUAAUGGCAGUAGGAAUUUAGCAGGCCAAAAGCUAAGUGAAAGCAGGAGGCUUCCAACUAUGAAGAAGUGAAUGAGUUGACAUCCUCUCCCCAAAAAGCAACUAUAAAACCAGAGAGAUUUUUCAAAAACAACCAUUUCAGAUCUCUAGAAACCAACCAAAAACAAUAAAUUGAGAAGAGCUUAUCUUCUCAAAACUGCUGAACUUGAGGUAAGUUUUCAGGCAGUCCUUGGCAUUCUUUCCUGAGCUGCCCCAGUUCCCUACCCCAGUAGAUCCAGCAUGGGAAUUCUAGCAGAGUGGGCUAGCUGUGAAAACCAGCAUCUUUGUUUGCCAGAGGGGGCUGACACGUUUGGGAGUGAAGGGUGGGAACCUACACUCACAGUGACAAAUGGGAAAAGCCCACAUUUCUUCUAACCUGAGCUUUUAGUCCUGCUUGGGACAGCAGCAGACAGGAGAAUUAGCCAGAAAUUUAAUAGGGACAUUCCAGGAAAAUCCUGGAUAUGAGAGUCCUAGAGGGGCUUGAUAAAUUCUCCACACAUCCCUGGAGACUAGGGAAGCUGCAUAGACAUGGAGCCCAUAAGAGGAUAUAAGCUCUUCACACAUUCCUGGAUGACUGGGAGUCUGAGCUCAUGUACAGAGAUCUGAGAAGGCCAGGCAGAAGGUAAAAGUCAUGGUAGACUUGAAAACUGCCUGAGCUUUGAAUGUGCUCCCAACCUCCACAUAGACCCACCAAGCGAGGCUGGAAGCCUUCCUAUUGUUUGAGUACAACAAUACUUGACCUGACCCAUGAAGAAAUAAGAGUAACACCUCUGCUUUAAAAAGAGAGAGAGAGAGAGAGAACAUUUUUAAAAAUGGAGGAGAAACCAAAACAAACCACAGGAGAGGCAUAUUAAAUCUAAGCAAAUUACUUAAAAACAACAACAAUAACAAAAGACAAAAAAUACCCUAGGGGGAAAAAUAAAAUUAGAAGUUGCUACAAUGUAUUAUUUUAAAUGUCUAGUUACCAACAAAAAUUUACAUACAAAGGAAAAUAAACAGGGAAGUGUAACCCAUGCUGGGGCAGGGGCAGGGAAGCAUUCAAUAAAACCUGUCUCUGAGGGGCUCCAGAUGUUAGAUUUAGCAGGCAUAGUCUUCAAAGUACCUAUUAAAUAUAUGUUCAUAGAAUGAACAAAAAUCAUUUUUAAAGAAUUUUUAAAGAAUUCCUUUAAUGAAUUAAAGGAAAAUAAAAUGACAGUGACUCCCCAAUGAUAUCAAUAAAGAAAUAGAAAUUAUCUAAAAGAACCAAAUGGAAAUUCUAAAGUUGUAAAGUAUAAUAACCCAAAUGAAAAAUUUACUAAGUGGGCUCAAAAACAGAUUUGAGUUGUCGGAAGAAAGAAUCCAUGCACUUGAAAUAGGUCAGUGGAAAUUAUUAAUCUGAAGAAGAGAGGGGGAAAUUGGAGAAAAAUUAGCAAAGCCUCAGAGACAAUAUAAAAUACCAUCGAGUCUACCAACAUAGGUAUGAUUCCCAAAAGAAGACAGAAAGGAGCAGAAUUUUUUUUCGUCAAAAGCUUCUCAAACUUGAUGGAAAAACUUUAAUCUACAUAUCCAAGAAGUUCAUUAAACUCCAAAUAAGCUAAAUUCACAGAGAUCCUCACCUAAACACAUUGUAGACCAUUCACUGAAAUAUAUCAUAGACAAAAAAUUCUUAAAAGCAAUAAGAAAAAAAUAACAUAUAGAUCAUAGUAUAUGAUCAUAACAUCAUAAUAUGCUCAACAGGUGACUUAUCAUCAGAAAUAGUGAAGGCAAGAAGGCACUGGAAUAAUAUAUUCAAAGUACCACAAGGAAAAAUACUCAACCAAGAAUGUUUCUGUGUCCAUCUUCUAUGUUCAGCAAAACUAUUAUUUUAAAAUUAAAGUCCAGCAAAGACGUUCUCAGAUAAAUAAAGACUGAGAUAAUCUGUGGCUAGCAGACUUGCAAGAAAUACUAAAGGAAUACUAAAGAAAUACUGAAAUCCUUCAGAUUAAAAAGAAAUAUACCAGAAUAAUUCUAAUCCAUAGGAAAAAAUGAAAAGCACUGGAAAUGACGAAUAUAUAGGUAAAUAUAAAAGACUUUAUACAUAUUCAAUUUUUUAUCUCUUAAUUUCUUUAAAUGAUAUAAGAGCAGAUAAAACAAUAAUUAUGGAACUAUACUGUUGGAUUUAUGACAUAUGUAGAUAUAGUACAUAUAACUAUCAGAAUUGGAGAGGAACAAGAGAUAUAUUGGAACAGUGUUGCUAUAUUUUAAUAAAAUUAAGGCAGUAUUAACCUGAAGUAGAUUGUGAUAAAGUAACAUAUAUAUUAGAAUUUCUAGAGCAACUACUAAAAAAAUUUCAAAUAGUUUAAAAAUCAAAAGAAUUAAAAUGGUACACUUAGAAAAUGAUAAACACAAAAGAAGGCAGUGAAGGCGGAACAGAGGAACAAAAACAAUAUGAGACGUUGUAAAUCCAACUACAUAAAAAAUUACAUUAAAUGGGAAUGGACCAAAUACUUCUAUCAAAAGGUAGAGAUUUCAGACUGAAUAAGAAAAUAAGACCAAGUAUAUGCUGUCUAUAAGAGACAUAUUUUAUAUUCAAUUACAUAAAUAAGUUGAAAGUUUUAUUAUUUUAUAGAGAAAGACCUACCAUGCAAACAGUAACUUUAAGAGAAUUGAAGACGGUUUAUCAUUAUCAUACAAAAUUGACUUUAAGAGCUAUUACUAUAAAGAGAAAUUUUGUAAUAAUGAUCAAUAUGCCAGGAAUAUAUACAUAUAUUAUAUAUAUAUCUCAAUUAUAAAUGUGUCACACCCAACAACAGAGCUCUAAAAUACAUGAGGCAAAAACUAAAAUGAGAACUAGAAAAUCACCAUUGGAGAUUUGUAUCCCACCUUCAAUAAUUGAUUGAACAACUGGACAGAAAAUCAGCAAAAUGAUAAAGACUUGAACAACACUAUCGACCAACUUAACCUACCUGACAUUUGUAGUACGCACAUAUAAUAGUGAAAUACACAUUCUUUUCAAGUGUACAUGGAACAUUCUCUAGGCUUAAUCAUAUGCCAGGUCAUAAAACAAGUCUCAAUAGAUUUUUAUUUCUUUUAAAGAUUUUAUUUAUUCAUUUGAGAGAGAGAGAGACAGGGAGAACAAGGCGGGGGGGGGGGGGGGCAGAGGGAGAGGGAGAAGCAAGGAGCCUGAUGCAGGGCUUGAUCCCAGAACCCGGGGAUCAUCACCUGAGCUGAAGGCAGAUAUCCAACUGACUGAGCCACCCAGGUGCCCCUCAAUAGAUUUUUUAAAUUGAUGUUAUUCAAAGUAAAUAACUGACCAUAAAAUAAUUAAAUUAUAAAUCAAAGACAGAAAAAGGAAAUCCUCAAAUAUAUGGAAAUUAAACAGCAUACUUCUAAAACUUUGGGUAAAGAAAUCACAAAGGAAAUAAAAUAUUUUAAAUUGAAUGAAAACUAUAGGUGUAUAUCCCUCAUGACCCUAGAUUCAACAAUCUUUAAGAAACACUUAGCAAAUUGAAUCUAGCAACAUAAAAAUUAUUAUGUGUCAUAAAAAAUCCUUAAGAAACAAUAAGCAAAGUGACUCCAGCAACAUAAAAAAUGAUUAUAUGCCAUGGCCAAGUGGGAUUUAGCCCAGAAAUGCAGGAAUGCAAGGUUGGCUCAAUAUCCAAAACUCAAUGUAAUACACCAUUUUAAUAAAGGACAAAAACCAAAUGAUCACCUCAAUAGAUGUAGAAAAAGCAUUUGACAAAAUUCAACCCCCAUUCUUGAUAAAAUUCUCAACAAAUUAGGAAUAGAACGGAAUUUCCUCCACUUGUUAAAAGGUGUCUAUGAAAAACCUACAGCUAAGAUGAUACUUAGUGGUGAUUUUUCUACCUACGGUCAGGAACAGGGAAAGAUGCCUGCUCUUGCUCCUCCUAUUCAACAUUGAACCAGAGGUUCCAACCCAUGCAAUAAGGCAAGAAAAAGAAGUUAAAGGUAUACAGAUUAGAAAGGAAGAAUUAAAAAGUCCUUAUUCACAGAUUAUAUAUUCUUGUGUGUAGAAAAUCCUAAUGAAGCUACAAAAAGUAAAUAAAUAAAAAGAAAGAAAUAAAGACUACUAGAGCUAAUAAUUAAUUUUAGCCAAGGUCACAGGCUAAAGAGAUCACAAGAUAUGAGAUCAUAUACAAAAACUAACUGUAUUUCUAUGUGCUAGCAAUGAACAUUCCAAAAAUGAAAUUGAGAAAAUAAUUCUAUUUCCAAUAGUAUCAAAAAGAAGAAGGGCGCCUGGGUGACUCAGUUAAGCAUCCAACUCUUGAUCUCAGCUCAGGUCUUAAUCUCAGUGUCAUGAGUUCAAGCCCUGCAUUGCGCUCCACUCUGGGCAUGGAGCCCACUUAAAAGAAGGAGGAGAAGUAUAUGAAUACAUAUAACCCCCAAACUGUAAGACUCAUAUGCAGAAAAUUAUAAAACACUCCCAAGAGUUAAAGAAGAUCUAAAUAAAUGAGAUAUAUUCCUUGAUUAUGUAUUCAAAGAUUCAAUAUCGUUUAGAUAGCAAGUCUCCCAAAAUUGAGCUAUAUAUUCCAUACAACCCCUAUAAUAUCCCAGCAUUAUUUUAUUUCUAUUUUGUAGUCUUAAAUACUUUUUAAUUUUUUAAAUUCCUGUACAGUUAACAUACAAUGUUAUAUUAGUUUCAAGUGUAUAAUAUAGUGAUUCACCAAUUCUAUAUAUUACUCAGUGCUCAACAAGAUGAGUGUACUCUUAAUCCCCUUCACCUAUUUCACCCAUUUCCCCCACCCACCUCCCCUCUGGUAACCAUAUUUUUUCUUUAUAAUUAAAGGUCUUUUGGUUUGUCUC
Messenger RNA from Mirounga angustirostris (Northern elephant seal), 8927 nucleotides. It is a transcript of the gene KBTBD12, whose product is annotated as kelch repeat and BTB domain containing 12. Gene Ontology annotation, molecular function: protein binding. The coding region runs from base 398 to 1987 and encodes 529 amino acids. Lineage: Eukaryota; Metazoa; Chordata; Mammalia; Carnivora; Phocidae. The record is from RefSeq and is a predicted model, not a curated record. The transcript is spliced from 5 exons.